Molecule: messenger RNA, 549 nt
Organism: Pisolithus orientalis
Lineage: Eukaryota; Fungi; Basidiomycota; Agaricomycetes; Boletales; Pisolithaceae
Exons: 3
Coding region: 1-549 (182 amino acids)
Source: RefSeq, a predicted model, not a curated record
AUGAACAAUUUUCCUCAUGCAGAUGUCUACAAAAUGUUGACACCAGAUCUCCUUCACCAAAUCAUAAAAGGUGUUUUCAAGGAUCACCUUGUAACCUGGGUUGGCAAGUACCUCAAGAUUACAUAUGGGGAUGAUUCAAAGGCAUUGAUGAAGGUCUAUAUUCUGGCAAUUGAAGGUCAUGUACCUCCAGGAGUUGUGCACACACUUAAUGCACCCAAGUGCUUUCACAACUACUGCUGCAUCUUCCAGGAGACAGGUGUUCAUCAGCAUGGACUGAAAGGCUUUUCAUUACCUCACCAACACUCCAUGAACCAUUAUCAACAUCUUAUCCAGGAAUUUGGUGCACCAAAUGGCCUAUGUUCAUCUAUUAUGGAAUCUAAACAUAUCAAGGUGGUCAAGAAACCUUGGAGGCACUCAAACUGCUUUAAAGCAUUGGGUCAAAUGCUAGUCACAAACCAGUGUAUGGACAAGCUUGCUGCUAUGCAAGUUGAUUUUGAAAACUGCCACAUGCUUGAGGGCUCUGUCAUCUCAGCAUCUGACCCCAUGUAG